Molecule: messenger RNA, 1167 nt
Organism: Hippoglossus stenolepis (Pacific halibut)
Lineage: Eukaryota; Metazoa; Chordata; Actinopteri; Pleuronectiformes; Pleuronectidae
Product: transcription factor HES-5
Exons: 2
Coding region: 17-598 (193 amino acids)
Biological process (GO): regulation of neurogenesis; regulation of transcription by RNA polymerase II; anterior/posterior pattern specification
Cellular component (GO): nucleus
Molecular function (GO): protein dimerization activity; RNA polymerase II cis-regulatory region sequence-specific DNA binding; DNA-binding transcription factor activity, RNA polymerase II-specific
Source: RefSeq, a predicted model, not a curated record
ACUAUAAAUAGGAGGGAUGAAGGCAGCAGAGAUCAGAUUGUCUCUACACAGACCUCUACAGCACAGAGAUCCACACAUGGCUCCUACAAUCACUGCAGCAAGGACCAACUCUCAGGAGCAUCUGACUCGGAGCCACAAGCUCAGAAAGCCUCUGGUGGAGAAGUUACGCAGAGAGCGAAUCAACAGCAGCAUCGAGCUGCUCAAGUCUCUCCUGGGUCCAGAGUUCCUCAACCAGCAGCCAGACUCCAAGCUGGAGAAAGCAGACAUCCUGGAGAUGACAGUUUACUUCCUCAGACGACUGCAGCAGCAGCAGCAGCAGCAGCAGCAGCAGCAGCAGCAGCAGCAGAAUCCAGCUGUGGGCUCAGCAGCCGUCAAACGGGGCUACACCAGAUGUGUCCAAGAGGUGGCACACUUCCUGUCCAGUGAGGAGGUGAAUGCACAGCAGCAGAGAAGACUGAUGAAGCACGUCAACAAGCUGCAGUCUUCCUCUGAGGAGAAGCUGAGAGAGGCUGACUUCUCUCCUCUGAGCUCCACAGUCCACACCGGCAUCACCAAAGACAAGAGUCCAGUCAGCAGCGCCCCCUGGAGGCCGUGGUAGACACCCAAGGACUUUUGUCAAAGUGAAGCUCAAGAGCAAAACUCUCCAACAACUUGUUCUUGUGGUCAUCUCGUUUUUGAAGAGUCAUUGCAUGCUACUGCAAUUUCUUCUGCUGUUUUUUACUUUUGUAAAAGUUAAAUUGUGUGUUUCUGUGAUAUUUGCAGACAACAGGUCGACUAUUAUUUUACCAGUAGUCACUUAUUUCUUAUUCAGAUGUUACUCUGUGAAGUGCAAGUUAUUAUUCUCAUUGGGAAUGCUUGUGUAUUGUCGAUAACAUCAUCUAUAUAGGUGACAAAGUUAUUAAUGUUAAACAUGUUUAAUAUUUUUGUGUGAUAUUCACAUGCCCCAUUGGUUGAUACAUCCUGUGUGAUGUAUCUUUGAAUUUCUCUAUUUUCUGCGUUUUAGCAGAUGAAGUUUUUGUAUCUGAACAGAAAUCAAACAAUGUGCUGCUUUAUGACUCUGUGAGUGACAGCACCCAUACCUUCAAUGAAGGACAUGUGUCAAAAUGAAUGUAUCUCUUCAUGCCAAGUGAUGCGCAAUAAAGCAAUCAAGAAGAAAACAAUUUUAAA